Molecule: messenger RNA, 3069 nt
Organism: Miscanthus lutarioriparius
Lineage: Eukaryota; Viridiplantae; Streptophyta; Magnoliopsida; Poales; Poaceae
Source: the annotation of a GenBank genome assembly
AUGGGUUCUGCUGCUACUGAGGGCAAUGACACCUUGCUGGGCAAUGGAGUUGUUGGGAUUCUUGCUGAGACUUGUAACAUGUGGGAAAGGAGGGCACCAUUAACUCCUUCCCAUUGUGCUCGCCUUCUGCUCGGAGGAGGGAUGAACGGGGCUCGAGUAAACCGGAUUAUUGUGCAGCCAAGCACGAAGAGGAUACAUCAUGACGCUCAGUAUGAGGAUGUAGGAUGCGAGAUUUCAGAAGACCUGUCAGAGUGCGGUCUUAUUAUAGGCAUCAAACAACCAAAGUUGCAGAUGAUUCUUCCAGAUAGAGCGUACACUUUCUUUUCACACACUCACAAGGCCCAAAAAGAGAAUAUGCCACUGUUAGAUAAGAUCCUUGAAGAAAGGGUGUCCUUGUUUGAUUAUGAGCUAAUUGUUGGAGAUGAUGGGAAAAGGUCGCUAGCAUUUGGGAAGUUUGCUGGUAGAGCUGGCCUGAUAGAUUUCUUACAUGGUCUCGGACAGCGAUAUUUGAGCCUUGGAUACUCGACUCCAUUUCUCUCUCUGGGACAAUCUCAUAUGUAUCCUUCGCUCGCUGCAGCCAAGGCUGCAGUCAUUGCUGUUGCUGAAGAGAUAGCAACAUUCGGACUUCCAUCCGGAAUUUGUCCGAUAGUGUUUGUAUUCACUGGAGUUGGAAAUGUCUCUCAGGGCGCGCAGGAGAUAUUCAAGUUAUUGCCCCAUACCUUUGUUGAUGCUGAGAAACUUCCUGAAAUUUCUCAGGCUGACUAUUAUGCUCAUCCAGAACACUACGCCCCUGUUUUUCAUGAAAAGAUUGUUCCAUAUGCAUCUGUCAUCGUAAACUGUAUGUAUUGGGAGAAGAGGUUUCCACCAUUACUGAGUAUGGAUCAGUUACAGCAACUGAUGGAAACUGGUUGUCCUUUGGUUGGCGUCUGUGACAUAACUUGUGAUAUUGGAGGUUCCAUUGAAUUUGUCAACAAGAGUACAUCAAUAGAGAGGCCUUUCUUCCGGUAUGAUCCUUCUAAUAAUAAUUCAUACCAUGAUGAUAUGGAAGGUGCCGGAGUGAUCUGCUUGGCUGUUGACAUUCUCCCUACAGAGUUCUCUAAAGAGGCCUCCCAACAUUUCGGAAACAUAUUAUCUAAACUUGUUCCUAGUUUGGCCUCAGUAAAGCAACCGGCAGAACUUCCUUCCUACUUGAGAAGAGCUUGCAUUGCACAUGCUGGCAGAUUAACUCCGUUGUAUGAAUAUAUCCCAAGAAUGAGAAACACUAUGAUAGAUUUGGCCCCCACAAAAACAAAUCCAUUGCCUGACAAGAAGUACAGCACCCUGGUAUCUCUCAGUGGGCACCUAUUUGAUAAGUUCCUUAUAAAUGAAGCUUUGGACAUCAUUGAGACAGCUGGAGGUUCAUUUCACUUGGUUAGAUGUGAAGUUGGACAAAGCAUGGAUGAUAUGUCGUACUCAGAGCUUGAAGUAGGAGCAGAUGAUACUGCCACAUUGGAUAAAAUUAUUGAUUCCUUGACUUCUCUAGCUAAUGAACAUGGUGGAGAUCACAAUGCCGGGAAACAAACUGAAUUAGCUCUGAAGAUAGGAAAAGUCAAUGAGUGUGAAACUGGUGACACAGUUGAUAAAGGAGGGCCAAAGGUUUUAAUUCUUGGAGCUGGAAGAGUUUGUCGACCAGCUGCUGAGUUUCUAGCAUCUUACCCAGACAUAUGUACCUAUGGUGUUGAUGACCAUAACGCAGAUCAAAUUCAUGUUAUUGUGGCAUCUUUGUAUCAAAAAGAUGCAGAAGAGACAGUUGAUGGUAUUGAAAAUACAACUGCUACCCAGCUUGAUGUUUCUGAUAUUGGAAGCCUUUCAGAUCUUGUUUCUCAGGUUGAGGUUGUAAUUAGCUUGCUGCCUACUAGUUUUCAUGCUGCCAUUGCAAGAGUAUGCAUAGAGCUCAAGAAGCACAUGGUAACGGCAAGCUAUGUUGAUGAAUCCAUGUCAAACUUGAGCCAAGCUGCCAAAGGUGCAGGUGUAAUUAUACUUUGUGAAAUGGGCCUAGAUCCUGGCAUAGAUCACUUGAUGUCAAUGAAGAUGAUUGAUGAAGCUCGUGCUCGAAAGGGAAAAAUAAAGGCAUUUACAUCUUACUGUGGAGGAUUGCCAUCUCCAGCUGCAGCAAACAACCCACUUGCCUAUAAAUUCAGUUGGAACCCAACUGGUGCCCUCCGGGCAGGGAAAAAUCCUGCUGUCUACAAAUUUCUUGGAGAGAGAAUCCAUGUAGAUGGUCAUAACUUGUUUGAAUCAGCAAAGAGGCUCAGACUACCAGAGCUUCCAGCUUUUGCUCUGGAACACUUGCCAAAUCGGAAUUCCUUGAUAUAUGGAGACCUUUAUGGUAUCUCCAAAGAAGCAUCUACCAUAUACAGGGCUACUCUUCGUUACGAAGGUUUUAGUGAGAUAAUGGCAACCCUGUCGAAAAUUGGGUUCUUUGAUGCUGCAAAUCAUCCACUGCUGCAAGAUACUAAUCGUCCAACAUAUAAGGGUUUCCUUGAUGAACUACUUAAUAAUAUCUCCACAACUAACACAGACUUAGAUAUUGAAGCCUCUGGUGGAUAUGAUGAUGAGAUGAUUGCCAGACUAUCGAAGCUCGUGUGUUGCAGAGAUAAGGAAAUAGCUGCUAAGACAGUCAAAACCAUCAAGUUCUUGGGACUACAUGAGGAGACUCAAAUUCCUAAGGGUUGUUCAAGUGCAUUUGAUGUGAUCUGCCAACGAAUGGAACAGAGGAUGGCCUAUGGCCACAAUGAGCAAGACAUGGUACUGCUCCACCACGAAGUCGAGGUGGAAUACCCAGACGGGCAACCCACCGAAAAGCACCAAGCGACGCUACUGGAGUUCGGGAAGGUUGAAAAUGGCAGAUCCACCACUGCCAUGGCCCUGACCGUUGGUGUUCCAGCAGCAGUAGGGGCCCUGCUAUUGCUACAGAAUAAGGUCCAGACAAAAGGAGUGAUCAGGCCUCUGCAACCGGAGAUCUACAUUCCAGCAUUGGAGAUCUUGGAGUCGUCAGGCAUCAAGCUGAUUGAGAGAGUGGAGAUUUGA